This is a messenger RNA of Talaromyces marneffei, 831 nucleotides long. RefSeq lists its product as uncharacterized. The record is from RefSeq and is a predicted model, not a curated record. The transcript is spliced from 2 exons. The coding region runs from base 1 to 831 and encodes 276 amino acids. Gene Ontology annotation, cellular component: mitochondrion. Gene Ontology annotation, biological process: fatty acid beta-oxidation. Gene Ontology annotation, molecular function: enoyl-CoA hydratase activity. Lineage: Eukaryota; Fungi; Ascomycota; Eurotiomycetes; Eurotiales; Trichocomaceae.
AUGGCUCUACGAAGUCUUGACAAAUCAAAACCACUACAAUAUGAGAAUUUCCUUGUCUCAUUUCCACACGAAAGGAUUAUGCAGAUUACCUUGAAUCGACCAAAGAAGCUGAAUAGUGUAAAUAAGUCCAUGAGCCGUGAUAUCCAGGCGAUUUGGGACCUCUUUGACCAGGACGAGAACCUAUGGGUUGGCAUUAUCACAGGCUCCGGGAGAGCAUUUUGUACGGGAGCCGAUUUACAAGAAUGGAAUGAAAUGAACAAAGCCGGCGUGGUAAAUAACAUGGACGCGCCAGGCUUAGCUGGGCUCCCACGUCGCUCUGGCAAAAAGCCGAUUAUCGCCGCGGUCAACGGCAUCUGCAUGGGCGGUGGAUUCGAAAUGAUAGCCAACUGUGACAUGGUUAUAGCGUCCGCCUUAGCCAUCUUUUCAUUACCGGAAGUGAAACGCGGAAUAGUGCCCGUGGCCGGAUGCCUGCCACGACUGACGCGGACCCUUGGCCUACAACGGACUAUGGAUCUAGUCCUGACCGGGAGGAAUGUGACGGCACAGACACUCUAUGAAUGGGGUCUUGUGUCCCGAGUCAUCGACUCAAGUGACGAUGUGGUUCACGCAGCAGUACAAGUGGCUCAAGAGAUGUGCAAGAACAGCCCCGAUGCACUGAUCGUCGGCCGGCAGGCAAUCCGGUUGAGCUGGGAGACUGGGAGCGUGGAGGAAGCUGUGUCGGCUGUAGCCGCUGAGUCAUAUCCUCGCUUGGUGGCCGGGUCCAAUUUUGCCGAGGGUAUUCAGGCCUUUGUGGAAAAAAGACUGCCGGUCUGGGCAAAUUCAAAGCUUUGA